This is a messenger RNA of Pimephales promelas (fathead minnow), 1883 nucleotides long. It is a transcript of the gene mcat, whose product is annotated as malonyl CoA:ACP acyltransferase (mitochondrial). NCBI's taxonomy places the organism in Eukaryota, Metazoa, Chordata, Actinopteri, Cypriniformes, Leuciscidae. The record is from RefSeq and is a predicted model, not a curated record. Gene Ontology annotation, molecular function: transferase activity.
AUUGGUGUGACAACUUGCCCCGACCUGAUGUGACUUUGUGACAAUUUAUCCCCAUGACACCUAGCAAUAGUCUCAAUUUUGUGUAAAUACCUUCCAAAUAUGUUCAUUUAUUGACCAUAGGGAUUAUCACUACGACAUAAACACAGAUUAUGACCUCCAGUACACUAGAUGGCGCUGUUCUUUUGUCGUUCGCCAGACUAAACAACAUACAGCAGAAGAAGAAUCCACACAUGGCAUGUGAGAAACAGGAAACACGAGAGUGCUACAGAAGUAUUUUGGUUUACUAAAUGUCAAUAUUGUCUGAUAAAUGAAUGAUAUUGCAGGAAUUCUGUGUAGUUCGUGUGACGCAUGUGCGCGUUGUCUUCCUGUGACACUCCAAAACAAGAGUAAUGUGCGUUUGACCUCGGCAGUAAGAGUGCAUUCUGAAACAUAUAUGUUGACAAACAAGUUUUUAUCAUGAAUCUCAGCGUGACUCUCGGGUGUUGUAGUAAAGUUCGCCUGUUUCGGAAUAAGGCGACUGUCUACCUUUGCAGAAAACUGUCAGAUGUCCCCAUCUCAUCUGAGGGAACUCAGUCCAGCUCUGGUGAGGAGAAGCCCAGGAGAACCCGCAGACUUCCGGGGAGCGCGUCUGUCCUUCUGUUCCCCGGACAGGGCAGUCAGUUCGUCGGUAUGGGGAAAGGACUGUUGAAGUAUGGAAAUGUCAAAGAGAUGUUUGCCGUCGCUCAGAAGGUGCUUGGUUAUGACCUGCUGUCACUCUGCUUGAAUGGACCUGAGCAAGAUCUGAUGAAGACUGUUCAUUGUCAGCCAGCUGUGUUUGUCUGCUCACUGGCUGCUGUGGAAAGACUGAACCAUGAAAAUCCUGCUGCUAUUGAGAACUGUGUGACUGCAGCAGGUUUUAGUGUUGGUGAAUUUGCUGCUUUGGUCUUCUCUGGUGCAAUGCACUUCGCUGAAGCUUUGUUUGCAGUAAAGGUGAGGGCAGAAGCAAUGCAGAAGGCCUCCGACCAAGUACCUAGUGGCAUGUUGUCUGUGAUUGGCCGACCUCAGGCCAACUACAAAUACACCUGUGUCCAAGCUAGGGAGCACUGUUUGUCUCUUGCUAUCCAAGAGCCUGUGUGUGCCAUUGCCAACUACCUUUUUCCAGAUGGGAGAGUAAUAGCUGGCCACAAAGAGGCUUUGGAUUUCCUUCAAAGACAUUCCAGAGAGCUGAAAUUCAUGAGAACUAGACUACUGCCGGUUAGCGGGGCCUUUCACACGGCGCUCAUGGAGCCGGCGGUCGAGCCUCUGAGAGACGUCCUUCGACAGAUAGAGGUACGGCGGCCCGAGAUCUCCGUGCACUCCAAUGUGGACGGCAAGCGGUACAUGCAUGACAAGCACGUACGGAAUCAGCUGGCCAAACAGCUGGUGUCUCCGGUGAAAUGGGAGCAGACGCUGCAUGAGAUUUAUGAAAGAUCCCAGGGGCAGGAGUUUCCUCACACCUAUGAGGUGGGACCUGGUAGACAUUUGGGUUCAACACUACAGAAGUGCAAUAUGAAGGCCUUUAAGAACUAUACGCAUGUGGAUGUUACACUGACAGAGGAUUGAUCAGUGGUUGUGCAGUCAAUCUGUUUGUCUUUUAGCUGAUAAAUACAAAGAAACAAUACACUUUGUUUUCUUUUUUAAAAGUUUUAUUGCGCUUGGAAAGUCCAGCUUCCUUUAAUAAUGCAGAAAUGUUUUUAGAGGAAGAGGUAACAAUUCAUUGGCCCAAUUAGCCAGCAAUAGACCCAAUACACACACACACACAAAACAUGUUUAACUUGUAAAAACCUGCACAUAUAUGUACGUAUAUAUGUGAACCAGCACUUAAUUUGAAUCAGUUAUAAAAGAGAAUGCAAAAUAAGAAGUUU